AUGGACAAUAAACGCAAAAGGACUUCUGACGACGACGGGGACCACGUCCAAAAGAAGUCUAAACAACCUAUUGUUACAGAAGGUAUAAAUGGUACAUCAUCGUCUGAGAUGACUGAUUAUGAAAUAAUGUCGUUGAUGAUGCCAAAUGGUUUGCCCGCGAAUCGUACAGAAAAUCCGGAACAAAACCCGAGGGUUCAUCGUGUAUGCACCGGUCAAUCCGUGCAAGGCGAAUUCAGCGGUAAUCGAACCGAAAUCAUGGUGUGGGAUAGUAAUGAUGCCGCCAUUGUACAUAAUUCGGACAAUGAGACGGCACCAACAACAACUGUCAACAUUAUUUCGUCCGAUGAUGAAAUGAACGACGGAGACACGACAUGCUUCGAAAAUCCAAUGGGCUCAAUAGAAAGUACUUCGAUUAGCCAGCAGCAGCAGCAAUUUUUCACACAUCCCGUAUUCUAUAACCAUAAUUUGAAUGUAAUAGAUUUAACAUCCGAAGAUGAUGUUAUAUAUUCAGAUUAUUCUAUUGAAAAUUAUGAAGAUAUUGAUGAAAACCUUUUAGAGCUGCAGCAGCACCAAAUUAUCACACAUCCCGUAUUCUAUAACCAUAAUUUGGAUAUAAUAGAUUUUACAUCCGAAAAUGAUGUUAUAAAUUCGCAUUAUGCUAUUGAAAAUGACGAAAAUAUUGAUGAAAAUCUUUUAGAGCUGCAGCAGCACCAAAUUUUUACACAUCCCAUAUUCUAUAACCAUAAUUUGGAUGUAAUAGAUUUUACAUCCGAAAAUUAUGUUAUAAAUUCGCAUUAUGCUAAUGAAAAUGACGAAGAUAUUGAUGAAAAUCUUUUAGAGCUGCAGCAGCAGCAAAUUUUCACACAUCCCGUAUUCGAUAAUCAUAAUUUGGAUGUAAUAGAUUUUACAUCCGAAAAUGAUGUUAUAAAUUCGCAUUAUGCUAUUGAAAAUGACGAAGAUAUUGAUGAAAAUCUUUUAGAGCUGCAGCAACACCAAAUUUUCGCACAUCCCGUGAUUGAUAACCGUAACAUGGUCGUAAUAGAAUUAUCAUCAGAAGAUGAUAUUGAUAUUUUUAUAAAUUCGUAUCAUUCAAUUGAAAAUGAUGAAACCCGUUUAGAAACAUGCUUCGAAAAUCCAAUGGACUUGCAGCAGCAAAUUUUCGGACAUCCCGUUCUCUAUAACCAAUACGAUAGCUUGGAUGUAAUAGAAUUAUCAUCAGAAGAUGAUAUUUAUAUUAAUUUUGUUAUAAAUUCGAAUAAUUCAAUUGAGAAUGACGAAGAGAUGAUUAAUGAAACCCAAUUAGAGACGAUCCCUGAAGAAUCAGUUAACUCGAUACCACUAAGGAUUUCGAUUGAUGAACAGCAACAGCUCACAUUGCUCGAUAGCAAUAAUUUGAACGUAAUAGAUUUAACAUCAGAAGAUGAUGAUAUAAAUUCGCAUUAUUCAGUUCAAAAUUACCAAGAUAUUGAUGAAACCCGUUUAGAGACGAUCCCUGAAGAAUCAGUUAACUCGAUACCACUAAGGAUUUCGAUUGAUGAACAGCAACAGCUCACAUUGCUCGAUAGCAAUAAUUUGAACGUAAUAGAUUUAACGUCAGAAGAUGAUGACGAUACAAAUUUGUAA
Metopolophium dirhodum (rose-grain aphid) is the source of this 1623-nucleotide messenger RNA. RefSeq lists its product as uncharacterized. The record is from RefSeq and is a predicted model, not a curated record. The transcript is spliced from 11 exons. Bases 1 to 1623 code for a protein of 540 amino acids. Lineage: Eukaryota; Metazoa; Arthropoda; Insecta; Hemiptera; Aphididae.